Drosophila biarmipes is the source of this 932-nucleotide messenger RNA. RefSeq lists its product as uncharacterized. The transcript is spliced from 2 exons. The record is from RefSeq and is a predicted model, not a curated record. Bases 35 to 844 code for a protein of 269 amino acids. Lineage: Eukaryota; Metazoa; Arthropoda; Insecta; Diptera; Drosophilidae.
GCCGUCGUCGCAGCAAGAACGUUCCACCAGAAAAAUGAAAGUCCUUAUCCUGGCUGUCUGCAGCUUGGCUUUGGUAGCCGCCGAUGUCUCGCAUUUGUUCGGUCAUGAUCACCAUGAUCACCACGAUCAUCCUGGCUACAACUAUGACCCACCGAAUAUCCCCUUCGACCUGCCCACUCCGGCACCGACAUAUUUGCCCCCGGAACCCGUGACCAUUCGAGUGGCUCCUGUGACCCUGCCACCUCCAGUUUAUCUGCCUCCUGCGACCGCGAAACCGGUGGUUCCUAUUGUCAGGACUCCCCAGCCAACAUACCUGCCUCCUCCACCACCGGUGUUGAAGGUUAACCCACCGAAGCCAGCCUAUCUGCCUCCUCCGCCACCAGUUGUGAAGGUCAACCCACCGAAGCCAGCUUACUUGCCUCCCCCAACACCAGUUGUGAAGGUCAACCCGCCCAAGCCCGCAUAUCUACCUCCUGCACCUCCGGUUGUGAAGGUCAACCCACCCAAGCCUGCCUAUCUGCCACCUCCACCACCAGUGGUCCAGGUCAAACCACCCAAGCCCGCCUAUGUGCCUCCUCCGCCACCAGUUGUGAAGGUCAACCCACCCAAGCCUGCCUAUCUGCCUCCCCCACCACCAGUAGUCAAGGUCAACCCACCACCACCCGUGGUGGAGCACCCCCGCUAUGAGGCUCCCGCCGUUGUGCCCACCUUCAAGAUCCCUAUUCCAUCGUACGCCGCUCCCCUGGAGGAACCCGUCAACACCUAUCUGCCGCCCCAGGAGAUCGUCGAGCCAAAGGAUGACGGCUACCACUAUGAUCCCCCAGCCGAGCCGUUCCUUUUCUAAAUAUCACCCAUCCUUAGCCAUUAAUUAAUUGUUGCCUUCGAAUGUCACGUGUAUUUACCUAUAGUUAUUUAUUGUUUACCCGGCUCAG